AUGUUCAAGAGGCAUAAACCCAGCGCUGCAGAGCACAAGAAGGACUUUGCUGUGCAUGGAGCCGCACUGCCGGGGCCACAGAAUGACAUGAGGUCUUUUUUCAACUUGUCUCAGCUUGUACUCUCUGCUGGCCAGCUCAGAUCACCGCCCAUACUCAGGCAUUCAAAAAUCACUUACUUUGAAGUGGAAAUCCUUGAUGCCCAAAGUAAGAGGCAGAUCUGUGUGGUGGAUAAGGUACCUCCAUCAUCCUCCCUCCUUGAUGUAAAACAUAAAUUUCACAAAACAUGUCCCCAGUGGAACCCUUCCCGUAUUGGCCUGCGACUAGAACGCAAUGGGCCCUAUUUGAAGGAUUCCGUUAGCAUUCAAAGCUUGGCAGUUUCCUCCAUCAUUACGCUGUAUUUUACAGAUCUGGGUCAGCAGGUCACUUGGACCACAGUUUUUCUGACUGAAUACAGCGGGCCUCUACUAAUCUACUUGCUCUUUUACAUUCGUCUCUCAAGUAUUUAUGCUGAAGAGGAGAGUAUGGAGAGCUUCCGCCACCCAGUAGUUCACUUGGCCUGCUUCUGUCAUUGUUUACACUAUGUCAGGCAUCUUCUGGAGACGUUAUUUGUUCACAAGAUUUCCGGAGGGCACACGCCUCUGAAAAAUAUGAUAAAGGGCUGUGCCUUUUACUGGGGAUUCACUUCUUGGAUUGCUUACUAUGUCAAUCACCCCCGAUACACUCCACCAUCAUUUGGCAACAGGCAAGUUAUUUUUGCUGCCCUCGCUUUUCUGAUGUGUGAAGCUGGAAAUCAUUUUAUCAACGUCGCUUUAGUCCAACAAAAUCACUCAGGGAAUAAAGCCUCUUUUCCAAGUCCAACUUACAACCCCUUCACAUGGCUAUUCACACUGGUUUCCUGUCCCAACUACACAUACGAGGUUGGGUCUUGGAUUAGUUUUACGGUGAUGACACAAACACUGCCAGUUGGAAUUUUUGCUUUCCUGAUGGCCAUCCAGAUGUCCCUCUGGGCCCAAAAGAAACACAGGCUCUACCUGAAGAAAUAUAAUCUGGGUGCGCUUAGGAAAACAGCCAUGAUUCCAUUCAUCUUCUAA
Molecule: messenger RNA, 1092 nt
Organism: Emys orbicularis (European pond turtle)
Lineage: Eukaryota; Metazoa; Chordata; Testudines; Emydidae
Gene: TECRL
Product: trans-2,3-enoyl-CoA reductase like
Exons: 12
Coding region: 1-1092 (363 amino acids)
Biological process (GO): very long-chain fatty acid biosynthetic process
Molecular function (GO): oxidoreductase activity, acting on the CH-CH group of donors
Source: RefSeq, a predicted model, not a curated record